AUGCCGUCCCUCAUGCUCAUCGUGUUCCUCGUCGAGGCCACUGUGAGCUUCAUCAACGCGGUCGGCGCAGCAAAGAUCAACGACAUGCUUUGGACCCUCAUCAACUUCCUCCCCGUGCCGACCUCCAAGGCCGCCGCCGAGCAGCGGAAGCUCCAAGCCGAAUACCUCGCCGUGCGAAGGGAGAUGAACGCCACAAGCAGCCAGGACGAGUUUGCAAAGUGGGCUAAGCUGAGGCGCAAGCACGACAAGCUUCUCGAGCAGCUUGAGACAACCAAAAAGAGCCUCGAGACGGCCCGCUCCCGAUUCGACAGCACCCUGACGGCCUUGCGCCUCCUCAUUACCCGCGCGCCGCAGUACAUUAUUCCUUUCUGGUACGCUACAGAGCCCAUGUUCUGGCUGCCAUAUGGCUGGUUUCCCUACUACGCCGAGUGGAUCAUCUCGUUCCCGCGUGCGCCGCUGGGUAGCGUCAGCAUUGCAUCGUGGCAGCUCGCGUGCACCGGCAUUGUCACGCUGCUGAGGGACCUCUUGACCUUUGUCUUCAAGCUGCUUUUGGGCGCGAAGCAGCCGGAAGCGCCAGUCCCGGCUCCGGGGGCUGAGAAGAGCAAGGAUACGAGUACUACUACGGAGGAGAAGAAGACUUCAUAG
Messenger RNA from Trichoderma reesei QM6a, 645 nucleotides. RefSeq lists its product as uncharacterized. The transcript is spliced from 3 exons. Gene Ontology annotation, biological process: tail-anchored membrane protein insertion into ER membrane. NCBI's taxonomy places the organism in Eukaryota, Fungi, Ascomycota, Sordariomycetes, Hypocreales, Hypocreaceae. Gene Ontology annotation, cellular component: GET complex. The coding region runs from base 1 to 645 and encodes 214 amino acids. The record is from RefSeq and is a predicted model, not a curated record.